Meriones unguiculatus (Mongolian gerbil) is the source of this 2843-nucleotide messenger RNA. It is a transcript of the gene Tomm20, whose product is annotated as translocase of outer mitochondrial membrane 20. Gene Ontology annotation, biological process: protein targeting; protein import into mitochondrial matrix; tRNA import into mitochondrion. Gene Ontology annotation, molecular function: transmembrane protein transporter activity. Bases 132 to 596 code for a protein of 154 amino acids. The record is from RefSeq and is a predicted model, not a curated record. The transcript is spliced from 5 exons. NCBI's taxonomy places the organism in Eukaryota, Metazoa, Chordata, Mammalia, Rodentia, Muridae. Gene Ontology annotation, cellular component: mitochondrial outer membrane; mitochondrial outer membrane translocase complex.
GCCGGAAGUGCUCGCGCUCGGCCUCUUCCGUCCGGAGCGGAGGCUGGAGGCCGCUCGCGGCUGGCGUGCUCGAUCGCCCGGAGCCAACCGCUGUCGGCGGGCCGCCGCGGCCGGGCUCACGCCGCGCGAGGAUGGUGGGCCGCAACAGCGCCAUCGCCGCGGGCGUGUGCGGCGCCCUCUUCAUCGGCUACUGCAUCUACUUCGACCGCAAGAGGCGGAGCGACCCCAACUUCAAGAACAGGCUGCGAGAACGAAGAAAGAAACAGAAGCUUGCUAAGGAGAGAGCUGGGCUUUCCAAGCAUAAUUUCUGCAUGUUCUGUUUCCAGUUACCUGACUUAAAAGAUGCUGAAGCUGUUCAGAAAUUCUUCCUUGAGGAGAUACAGCUUGGUGAAGAGUUAUUAGCACAAGGUGAAUACGAGAAGGGUGUAGACCACCUGACAAAUGCAAUUGCUGUGUGUGGACAGCCUCAGCAGCUGCUGCAAGUGUUACAGCAGACUCUCCCACCUCCAGUGUUCCAGAUGCUUCUGACUAAGCUUCCAACUAUCAGUCAGAGAAUUGUAAGUGCUCAGAGCUUGGCGGAAGAUGACGUGGAAUGAGCCCACUGUCAACAUCAUAAAUUUCAGUGAAAUGGUUAACAGUUAGCUUGGAAGCUGCUCUGCUCUGGGGGAACAAGGGCAAAACAAAUACGCUUGUUAGGAGCUGUCCUACACUGACGUCUACCAAAGUGAAUGUGUGCUUUGAGUAGAUCCAUUGUCUGUUCUAUUUAUUUUUUCCAGUGAAAAGUAUUUUGAUAGAGCUUUUCAUUUUAUAAAUACACUGAGUUAACCAAAAUAUCAUGGAUUUCGUUUGUUCUUAAGACAGUCAACUCAAAUGUAAAUAGCAGUAGAGUCUUAUUUAGGUAGAACUCCUGGUGAUCAGUUUUACAAGAUUGGAAAACAGUAUGAAGGAUAGUUGAGAUGCACAUUUUAAAAGACUAGUACAUUUUACUGUAAGUCAUAGUUACAUAGAAACUUGUGUUUGUGAAAAGUGAGCAUUAAAGUUUUACAGAGACUAUUUCUGUUCACUCACACAUGUGCAUUGUGUCGCUGAGGUGUUAGCGAGCACAUUCCUUUCCCGGGUUUCCUUAGAGGCUUCUAUCACCAGCUGUGGCUUACCGUGCUCUGUGCGCUUACUCCUAGCAUUUCAAGCACCUGGCUGCAAGUGGUACCAGGAGGUAGACGUGUGUGCAUGCUGACCUCACAGGUGAGCUUUGCCUGUGGUCUGUUCUGUUGACUCCUUGUAGCUGGGAGGAGCCGUGUGCUUGUCUCCGGGGUGCCCUUUUUGGUGCAUAGUGGAUGGCUUCUGGGUGUUGGAGGUCCAUCUACAGCUGGUGGUGAUCUACCCAGGCGUUGCAGUUGCUGACAUUCUGAAUUUGCAUGUUUGCCUAACUUAGUAUUUCUCAGCUAAACCUCUCAUAGAGCACUGUCUUUGUCAGCUGUUGGUGGUGUGAAGUGAUUCUGUCACUGUUGUAGAAACUAACCAGAGCUUGUCCUUAAGGCAGUUGUGAUGGUCUACUUGUGCAAGUGUUGAUUCCGUUUUUUGCUUUAACAGUGUAUCUCUUCAGUCCUGCUGUGGAUUGGUUAAUUGGGAGUAUCAUCUUGUCUGGAAGCUUGGCUCAAGUGGGUGGGACCUCUUCACAGAUAUUGGCGACCUCCCUGGUGACACGGGUUGUCUCUGAAUCGAGUGUGAAGAGCUCUGGGCUGUGUUAGCAUAUGUUCACCGAGCAGCAUUCUCUUGGAGCGGGUUGCUUGCUUCACAACCUAGACUUGUGUGGGCUUUCCUCCCCCUUUCUGUGGCUUUGUUUUGAUAGCACAGUGGGAAGAACCUGGAAUGAGGCUGCCUCUGGGUGGUGUGUGGAUAACAUCUCUCAAGAGCCUUACUCUGGUACUUUCUGAUGGAGUGCAAGACCCAGGGGCACACAUUUGAGUGCUUCCGUAAGCCCUUUCCAGGCCUUUCAGUCUUGAACCCUUAAUACUGCUUUUUUUUGUGGGGGUAGGCAUGCGUGUUUUGGGGGAAUAAUGCUGGUUGAGUUCUGUUGGUGGAUCUUCAGUCUCAAGCGUCAUGGUGGUGAUUCAUCAGAAACUGACUGCAUAGAAAGCCAUAGCCAAGCUGGUGUGGGCACCAGGAGCCCUCGGGGCUGUGAGAGGGACUAGAAACAAGGCCCUGAAGGCUGGGUGGGUGGGCACUGCUCUGAGAGUGUGCUGCAGUGUGCACUGCUUGGCUCCUGUGGGGAGAGGCUGAGAGAACCAAGUUCUUACGUGACGGACGGAUGUGGGCCCUCAGUGUUGUCACGUCUGAACACUGGCUGUGCUUGGUUAAAGACAGCUGCUUUCUCCACAAGAGCAAGCGCUGAAGACCCAUCUCCCCUGAAGUCACAGAUGAACCAGAAGCCGUGGUGCUAGUCAGGGAUGUCAGAAGAGCUGAGCGUUGGCAGUCGUAGAGGGCUGUGCAUGUUUCGGGCUGUUGUCAUGCUGCCUUGGGCAGAGGUGAUUGUUGGUGCCCGUGUUCCUACUUAACAGCUUCCUGGGAAGGUGGUGUGACACCCUUAUUUGCGUAGUGCGUAGGCUUAGCAGAGUCCAGGGCUUGUGCUCCUCUCCAGCAAGCGAGGAGUUCAGACCGUAGUCCACCUGCCUUGAUGCCCUGAACCAGCCUGCAAACCAGAGUGCUGAACUGAACUGUGAUCUCUGCUGAAGAAAUGCUGUGGAAUUCAGUGUAUGGUGGUGACAGCAUAACAAUCCUUCUAUCAAAAAAAUAAAGUGUUCAUUGCUUUUGCCUCAGCUGUAUUAAAGGGUUUGGAGAACGUU